GUUAUGAAAUAAGAUGGGCUGUGUAUUUGGCCGCCAUUGUGACCCCGGAGUUCCCGAUUCUUCAGUUCGGUACAGGUGGCAUGUCGACGCGUUUAUUCUUGAUGAUGGAACAAAUUCUGAAAUUCGUCGAGGUGGGAUUGUGUACGUUGCGGAUGAAGCGAUCGUCUAUCGUCCAAGGCGGUUUGAUUGCUCGAAACGCGGUGGAUCAUAUACAGCUGAAAUACUGAACGUCCAGAAAACAAGUAAAGGAAAAACAUAUACACCAGAUGUGAGGGGAAAAACAACCGGGGAAUCGUAUGGCUCAACGAGUUUUUCGACUUUUCAGAAUCAUCGGACAAUCAAGCGCAACAUUAUUUGGAUCGAGGUGAUGGAAGGGGAUAUUGCACAAACUUUGGGAUUAGUGACGGUUGGAGAUGUACACAAGAUCUAUGAUGACAUUUGCGACAUAAUCAAUAAACAUCGAGAAAGGCCGAAAAUUGUGCAAUACAACUCAAUCGACAUUGACGGGGUGGAAAUCGAUCCCGUCUAGAAAACAUUGACCGACAUUUGUGGGAAUUAUCAGACGCAUAUAAUAUAAAAUAAAUUGUAAAGCAAAAAUUCCUCAAAAAUUCCUGAAAGCCAUAAUUCCUUCCAAUUUCUCGCCGUAUUUUUUGUGUAUCUCUAUGAACAAAAUGUUUCUUCAAUGUGAAUUCCUUCCCAAUUUGAUAGGGUUUUUUGGUGUUUUUGAUUCAACAUUUUUGCCACAUCUACCACAUUUGAACUCUUCCUCCCUUUGCAUAGUAUAUAUGUUCAGUCAUUUCAUCGUGUUCAAAAAGUGUCCUGCAUUUUCAUAUAUGUACCCUCGAACUUAUCUUCUCAAACAUUGUGUUUCAGCAAAAAAUCGUUUCAACAUUGUAGUGAAGCAAACGCUUACUGGUUUCACCCAAUUUUUAUAGCUACUGAAAAAGAAAGAGAAAAAAAAAUUAAACAAAACAAGUUUUUUUUUUCGUAUUCUUUUGAUAUUGUUUUCAUCCCUUCGUUUUUUAUUAUUUCCAUUUCAACGUACUAACAGAAAAAAAACAUGAAUUGAAAAUAAAGCUGAUUUUGGCA
Molecule: messenger RNA, 1089 nt
Organism: Caenorhabditis elegans
Lineage: Eukaryota; Metazoa; Nematoda; Chromadorea; Rhabditida; Rhabditidae
Gene: ZK813.4
Product: PARP catalytic domain-containing protein
Exons: 3
Coding region: 14-529 (171 amino acids)
Source: RefSeq, marked reviewed